GAACAUUAUAAGGUGAGCUGGGUCUGAGACCACCAUGUUGAAGUACUGAACCCAUAUCCUUUAUCUUGAUUGGAGAUGCGUGGCACUCAUCUCCCUAUUUAUCGAAUCGAAUAUAUAUGAUUAAUUAUAGCAUAUAAAAAGAUCAAAUUGCACUAUUCUAGUACAAAACCCAGAGCCAAUCUCAUAAAAAACAGAGCCGAUGAGUAGUUGGUAAUAAGGAACCGUUUAUUCUUCAUUCUCUUCACUCAUUCAAUGGAGUCAAGGCUAUCUGCACCUCUGCUCAGCCGACAGUGGUUCCCCGGCUUUGGUGGAAAAGGGCGGUUGAUACUCGGGAAGCAAUUGAAUAUGCGAUUUUUGUGCCCCCUCCGUGCCCAUCUCCCCCUCCCCGUUUCCUGCAAAAUGCAGCAGCGCCAUAUCAGCUUGCAUAAUAAGAGACAACGAGACAAGAAAAUCAUUUUGGAGUGUCCAACAAAUGCAGAUAUUCAGUCAAUCAGAGGUGAAGAUGUCCCGGAGGAUACUUCCUUGGAUAAUAGUGCACCAAAUUCUAAGGCAGAAACACUAUCUGCAGUAAAUAUUGACAAUGCAAUAGAAGUUGAAAAUACUGAUGUAAAAGAAGCAAACAGUAUACAGCUUUCAAAAGAUGAAACACCUGGAGGAAAACUUGAAAUCCCAUUAGAAGCCAAGAGUUUCUAUGAGAAAGAAGCUCAUAGCCAACCACUUUUUAAUGAAGAAAUAAAAUCUGAAGGAAGUAUUGGUCUUGUGACAGAAGCUGAAAGAUCAUAUGAGAAAGAUUCCAUUGGUGCAAAUGAGGAGAAGACAAAUGUUCAACUUCAGGAUUUGGUUGGCAUGAUAAGAAAUGCAGAAAAAAAUAUCCAUCUUCUUAAUGAAGCUCGUAUCCAUGCACUCGAAGAUCUUGAAAAAAUUCAUGGUGAAAAAGAAGUAUUGCAGGGUGAGAUCAACAUGUUAGAGAUAAAGCUAGCCAAAACUGAUGCUCAUAAUUCAGCUUAUAUUUCCAAGGGAACUGUUGCUUAUUCGGUUAAUGAAGAACUUGAUACACUGAGAGUAGAGAAUGCUUCACUAAAGGAUGAUCUGAAGUCACUUACGGCAGAGCUCAGCAAUGUCAAAGGAGCUGGAGAACGCAUUCAAAUGCUGGAGAAAGAAAGACUUUUUUUGGAAUCUUCUUUAAAAGAGUUGGAGUAUAAACUUGCAGUAUCUCAGGAAGAUGUGUUGAAACAAUCUGCCCUGAAAUUUGAAUGCAAGAGCUUAUAUCAUAAGGUAGAAAGUUUACAAGAGUUGCUACAUAAAACAACUAAACAGGCAGAUCAAGCAGCAUUGGUAUUACAACAAAACCUAGAGCUCCAGAAGAAAGUUGACAGGCUUGAAAAGUCUCUUGAAGAGGCUAAUGUCUACAAGUUAUCAUCAGAAAAGUUGCACAAACAUAAUGAACUCAUGCAACGAAAGAUAAAACUUCUCGAUGAGUCCCUUCAACGAUCUGAUGAAGAGAUUCGGUCCUAUAUUCACUUAUAUGAAGAUUCUGUAAAUGAAUUUCAAGUUACGCUCGGUAACCUCAAAGAAGAAAGGAAGAAAAGAGCUUCAGAUGAACCUGUAGAUGAUAUGCCUAGGGAGUUUUGGAGUCGCUUACUGCUAAUGAUUGACGGUUGGUCUCUAGAAAAGAAAAUCACAAUGGAUGAUGCUAAGUUGCUGAGAAACAUGGUCUGGAGGAGAGACCGGCUUGUUUACGAUAAAUACAUGUUAUGCAAGGAGAAGAGUGAGCACGAAGUUAUUGCCACAUUCCUUAGAUUAACAUCACCACCAGCAAGUCAAGGACUACACAUAGUUCAUAUUGCAGCUGAGUUGGCACCAGUAGCAAAGGUUGGUGGUCUAGGAGAUGUGGUGACAGGCCUUUGCAAGGCACUGCAGAAGAAAGGACACCUUGUUGAAAUCGUGCUUCCUAAAUAUGAUUGUAUGCAAUAUGAGCUGGUUUCUGACAUUAGGGCUUUAGAUGUCAUGGUUGAGUCAUACUUCGAUGGUGUAUUGUUCAAAAGCAAAAUAUGGAUAGGAACUGUUGAAGGCCUUCCAGUGUAUUUCAUUGAACCUCAGCAUCCGGGGGAUUUCUUCUGUAGAGGCCAAUUUUAUGGGGAGCAUGAUGAUUUCAAACGAUUUUCAUUCUUUAGCAGGGCCGCCCUUGAGCUUCUUCUUCAAGCUGGCAAGAGACCAGAUAUCAUUCAUUGCCAUGACUGGCAAACGGCAUUCAUUGCACCACUAUACUGGGAUCUUUAUGUACCAAAAGGGUUGGACUCGGCCAGGAUUUGUUUUACAUGCCAUAAUUUUGAGUAUCAAGGGAGUGCACUAGCAUCAGAGUUGGCUUCAUGUGGUCUUGAUGUUUCCCAUUUGAAUAGAGCAGAUAGGAUGCAAGAUAAUUCAUCACAUGACAGAAUCAACCCUGUAAAGGGUGCAAUUGUGUUUUCCAAUAUUGUAACUACCGUUUCACCAACAUAUGCUCAAGAGGUUCGGACUGUAGAGGGAGGAAAAGGCCUUCAUUCUACAAUUAGAUGUCAUGCCAAGAAGUUUAUUGGAAUUUUAAAUGGAAUUGAUUCUGAUGCUUGGAAUCCAGCUUCUGAUACUUUUCUAAAGGCUCAGUACAAUGCAAGUGAUUUUGAAGGAAAAGCAGAAAAUAAAGAAGCAUUAAGGAGUCGCCUGGGGCUAUCUUCUGCCGAUAAAAGUCAACCAUUGGUUGGUUGCAUAACAAGAUUGGUGCCUCAGAAAGGUGUUCAUCUUAUUCGGCAUGCUAUAUAUAGAACUCUUGAGUUGGGAGGACAAUUUAUUCUUCUCGGUUCAAGCCCUGUCUCACAUAUUCAGAGGGAGUUUGAGGAUAUUAGCAACCAUUUUCAGAAUCAUGAACAUGCUCGGUUGGUAUUGAAGUAUGAUGAAUCUCUAUCGCGUUUAAUAUUUGCAGCAUCCGAUAUGUUUAUCAUCCCGUCUAUCUUUGAGCCAUGUGGCCUUACACAGAUGAUAGCAAUGAGAUAUGGAUCAAUUCCUAUAGCUAGAAAAACCGGGGGCUUAAAUGACAGUGUUUUUGAUGUUGAUGAUGACACCAUACCAAUUCAAUUUCGGAAUGGCUUUACAUUUUUGACUGCGGAUGAACAGGGUCUUAGUAAUGCAUUAGAGCGCGCAUUUAAUCAUUUUAACAAAAAAAGUGAAGGAUGGAGACAACUUGUUCAGAAGGAUAUGAGCAUAGAUUUCAGUUGGAACUCAUCCGCGUCGCAGUAUGAAGAACUCUACCAGAAGGCUGCAGCUAAAGCAAGAGGAGCUUCAACGCGUUCUUGAUAUUCUUUUAUUCUUUCUUCCGUCCAAUGUUGUGCAUCUCUUCUUCAACUAUAAGAUAUCACAUGCCCAAUUUGCGCUUGCACGUGUUUCUGAUUAGUUUCAGUUUGUGUACCUCUAGUUUGUUUUCUUAUAUUCGUGUAUGCAAUUAUGCAAUGUAAUACACACACACACACACAUACACUAGUAACUGGCCAGACAGGGGGUGGCACGGCCACCUCAAUUUGAGGUGGUUUCUGGUGGUAUUUUUGCUGAAAUUUUUUUGUAUGUUCUUCAUCAAGUCUAGUUCAUCACUUCAUCCAU
Messenger RNA from Cuscuta europaea, 3627 nucleotides. NCBI's taxonomy places the organism in Eukaryota, Viridiplantae, Streptophyta, Magnoliopsida, Solanales, Convolvulaceae. The record is from the annotation of a GenBank genome assembly.